CUCUGCCAAACAACACAAGCAACCAUCAUUUCCCCUUCUUCUCAUAGCAUUGAGCGAGAUAGCUGAAGAGAGAGCGGAAUCAUGGCUGCCUCUCAGACCCAAUUCUUCCUCUUCACCUUCCUCCUGAUUGCCGUCUCCCUCCAAGCCCAGGCAAGGGAGAGCCGCUUCUUCAGCAAGACCACACCCUUCGAGCAACCAAGGCAAGGAGAAGACCUGCCGCAACAGCAGCAGGAGGUUCAGAGCGAGUUCACUCCACUCUCUUCCUUCAAGGAGACCUCCCUAUCAGAAGAAAACCAGAACGGCCAUGGCCUCUACAGCCACGAGCCCACCCAAUUCCCUCCCACCACCACCACCACCACUCCCACCACCACCAAUCCUGAAACCCAGUUUACUCCCAUCGACUACACCUCCUUCAAGACGACCACCAACGAGUACAACAGCUUCGACAGCAAGGACGUCAACACUGGAUUCUCCGGCUACGGCAUGAGCGACACCAGGCUCCUCGAGAAAGGCAAGUACUUCUAUGACAUUCAGAAGGAAGGAUAUCAGAAGGACUUCCCUUAUCAGAAGGGAACUUCUGGCUCUGGUUUCGAGUACCCAACAGCGAACAGAUAUGGAGGAUAUGGCAGUGAGAAGUAUGAAGGAUACGAGAACACAUAUGGAGGAUACAAUGGUAACCAGAACAGAUAUGGAGGAUACGGUGGCAAUGAGAACUUCAAUGGAGGUUAUGGCGGCAAAGAGAAUGAGAAGGGCUACGUUGAGCCUAACAACUUCUACAACGAGUACAAGAACGACGAAUUCAUUCCUUAGAUACAGCCCUUUUCUGCUCUCUAUAUUCUUGAGCUCUUACGGCUUUUAAAUACCUGCAGAAUGUUGUUAAAGUGUUGAUGCAGUGAUCUGUAAUACGGUUUUUUCUCUUUUCUUUUAGUCUUAUAUGAAAUUGCAAAGUGAAUAACUUCACAAUGUGUUGCUAUCGAUCUAAUUCCACUUUUGUAGCAAGGUGUUGGUGCUUGGUUUUUGUACACAAUCAAGUGGAUAUUCCGGGGACUGUUUUCUGCAUUAAA
Molecule: messenger RNA, 1064 nt
Organism: Nymphaea colorata (pocket water lily)
Lineage: Eukaryota; Viridiplantae; Streptophyta; Magnoliopsida; Nymphaeales; Nymphaeaceae
Product: protein E6-like
Exons: 1
Coding region: 82-810 (242 amino acids)
Source: RefSeq, a predicted model, not a curated record